CGGUUGGGCUGGCUCCUGUGCUGCAGAUUCCUCAGCUCGCCAGUUCGGAAUAGGAGUUACAGAUGAAAGGAGCUGCGAUCAUGGCUAGGUUCUCCGCGCUCUGCGCUGUGCUGGCCGCCGUAAUCAUCCCCAGUCUGGCCGGAUACAUCGAGGCCCUUGCCGCUAAUGCUGCUGCUGGGUUUGCGGUGUCUGAGCCACAAGUUGCAAUGUUCUGCGGUAAACUAAACAUGCACAUGAACGUUCAGAGUGGAAAAUGGGAGCCAGAUCCUUCAGGAAGCAAGGACUGCUUUCAGACCAAGGAAGAGAUCCUGCAGUACUGCCAGGAGGUGUAUCCUGACUUUCAGAUCACAAACGUGGUGGAAGCUAAUCAGCCAGUGAGCAUCGACAACUGGUGCAGAAUGGGGAAGAACAAUUGUAAGGGGCACAACCACAUUGUCCUACCCUACAAGUGCAUGGUGGGUGAUUUUGUCAGCGACGUACUUCUGGUUCCUGAGAAAUGCAAGUUCUUCCAUAAGGAGAAGAUGGACGUGUGUGAGAGCCACCAGCACUGGCAGAACGUCGCUCGCGAGGCUUGUAUGACUGAAGUCAUGGUCCUCCACAGUUACGGAAUGCUGCUUCCAUGUGCUGUCGACCAGUUCCGCGGCACAGAAUACGUCUGCUGCCCUCAGGCUAAGAAGAUAGACGAACCUCUUUCCAAAGAGGAGGAAGAGGAGGAGGAGGAUGAAGAGGAUGAAGACGACUAUGACUCUUUUAAGAGUGAGUUCCCUACUGAGGCUGAUGUGGAGGACUUCACCGCUGCAGUGGAGGAUGAUGAGGAGGAGGUGGAGGAUGAAGACGAUGUUGUGGAAGACAGAGAUUAUUAUUACGACAACUACAAGGACGAGGACUACAACGAGGAGACUACCACAGAGCCAAGCAACGGCAAAGCGCUCUCCAACAAGGAGAUCAUUUCAGACGUGAAAGCUGUCUGCUCGCAAGAGGCUGUUACUGGUCCCUGCCGGGCCAUGUUUCCUCGCUGGUACUUCGACAUCAACCAGAAAAAGUGUGUCCGGUUUAUAUAUGGCGGCUGCGGUGGCAACAGGAACAAUUUUCAGUCUGAGGAGUAUUGUAUGGCCGUUUGUAAAGUGACGAUACCCACAACCCCGGCUCCUGUGGAUGAUGUAGACAUUUACCUAGAGACCCCAGCAGAUGACAACGAGCAUGCGCGCUUCCAAAAAGCAAAGGAACAGCUGGAGGUCCGACACCGCAACCGCAUGGACAGGGCCAAAAAAGAAUGGGAGGACGCAGAGCGCCAGGCGAAGAACCUGCCAAAAGCUGAGAAGCAGACACUAAUGCAGCAUUAUCAGGCCACUGUGAAGGCUUUGGAGAAGGAAGCUGCCCAUGAGAAGCAGCAGCUGGUGGAGACUCAUCUGGAGAGGGUGGAGGCCAUGCUGAAUGACAAACGCCGCGUUGCUCUGGAGAACUAUCUGUCUGCUCUGCAGGCUGACUCCCCUCGUCCUCAUCGUAUUCUUCAAGCACUAAAGCGAUAUGUGCGGGCAGAGAACAAGGACAGACUGCACACCAUUCGGCACUAUCAGCAUGUUCUGACCGUGGACCCUGAGAAAGCUGCCCAGAUGAAAUCCCAGGUUAUGACCCAUCUCCGUGUGAUUGAGGAACGUAUGAACCAGAGCCUGUCUCUCCUCUACAAAGUCCCAUACGUAGCCGAUCAGAUUCAAGAUGAAAUAGAUGAGUUAUUCCAGGAGCAGCGCUGGGACAUGGACCAGUUCACCUCCUCUUUCUCAGAGUCCCAGGGAGAUGUGCGGGUCAGCUCAGAGGAGAGCGACGAGACUUCAGUAAGAGAAGGCAAACCCUUCCGGCCUAUUCAGGUCAAUACAUUCCCAGCAAUCUCAGAAUCUGAAGAAUCAUCACGGGACUCCUACCUUCCAGUGAGAAAAGGCUCUGGCAUGGCCGACAAGCCCCUCAUCGGUGCUGAGGAGAAGAUCCUGAACAGUAAAGCUGAUAAGAAAGUGGUCAUUGAUGAGACCCUGGAUGUGAAGGAAAUGAUUUUCAAUGCAGAAAGAGUCAGUGGACUUGUGGAUGAGCCGGACACAGACGGAUCUCUCCGCAAUGAGUUCAGUUUCAGCAGCGGCACAUUAAUCGGCCUCCUGGUCAUCGCUGUGGCUAUUGCCACCAUCAUUGUAAUCAGUCUUGUCUUGCUGAGAAAGAGGCAGUAUGGCACAAUCAGUCACGGGAUUGUGGAGGUGGAUCCCAUGUUAACCCCUGAGGAACGUCACCUGAACAAGAUGCAGAAUCAUGGCUAUGAGAACCCCACCUACAAAUACCUGGAGCAGAUGCAGAUCUAAAGAGCUAGAGGGUGGGAAUGGGUGGGGGGAGGGGUCUACAUAAGCCUGGGUUGGAUAUGUAGUUGGAAAUGGGGCCAAAGAUACUGGGCGGGCAUUGAUUUGGGUUUCACUGCUGACCAAUGUUGAAGAGAGAGUUAGUCCAUUACCCUGGGCUCUCGUGGACUCUGAUCACUUCUGAGAUUUUUAUUUUCCAUUCUUUUAAACGGGUGACAGGAUAGGGUUAAUACAGAGUCUUCACUGAAUAUUUUAUCUUUGUGGUAUUUUUUGUUUUUGAGUCAGAUGCCAUCACUGUGUGAGUCUCCUGCAUACAAUAUACAUAGAUAUAAAUAUAUAUAUAUAUGGAUGGGACCUGUCAUUUCCAUGGGUCUCAAUAGGAUGCUUAUUGCCUCUUUCAGUUUGCCUAUUUAAGAGACAAAGAUUUCUUCAAAAUGUAAAAAAAAGAAAAAAAAAUACUAAUCAAAUCUAGAAAGACGCGAACAAUCAGGACAGGAAAAGUGGAUGUCGCUGUAGGUUUUAUUUUUGGAUGGAUGCCACUUUUUGGAAGUGAUGGCACGAAGGGGUAACCUGUGCUGAUUCGGCAGCGGCGGAAGCACAGCUCCCAGGCUGUGCUGAAAAUCCAUGCUGAUUCUUGUACUACAACCGCUAAUGUAACCCCAACGCUAAUAUUGCCAACCCUUGUUCUAUGGAGGUAAAAAUAGAAGGGAGGUAGGGGGAAUCAGGGCUACCUUAAAAUGGCGAUUCCUCCCCCUCCCCACCCCAUUAAAAAAUAAAAAUAAAACUUCCAGACUGGAGGAUGAUGAGAUCCUGCAGACUUUGUACUACUGAUCUGUAUUUUGAGCCAGUGCGCCACCACCGCCGCGGUGAUACUCUGGUUUUCUUCUUGUCCUCGUUACCAGUAAAGUAGAUUGUUUCAUUCCCGGGAUUCAGUUUGGGAUUGCUCACCACAUUGGAACUGCUGCACUUUAUUAAAUCCACCCCCUUCCUAUGUAUAAACUUUAUUGGUAAUCAGAACAAGAUGGCAGAACAUUUGCAUGUGGUGAAGGCGUGGACUGGUGCCAGAUCCAGCAUUAAGGUUUUGGGUCCAGAGUCGUUAAUUCACUGUGUCAGAGCGGGGCGACCGGCAGCUCCUUGCCCAUCGCCCUGUUGUGUGCCGCAGCUUCCCCUCCCACCUUGUGUCUUUUUGGCUUGUAAUCAGCACAUCAUCUCAGAGUCUAAGGUUCUGGUAACCUGUUGUUGUGUCUUUACCCCCCUGCUCUUGUUUUACUGUGUUUUUAAAAGAAAAUCCCUUUUUUUUAAUUAUUUUUUCCCCCGUUCUCCCUGAAUUUUUAUUUCAAUCGCACUAUGCACAGAUUCAACUUUAACCUGCAAGAUCCCUUGUGUGUUCUGUGGGGAAUGUAAAAAUUAGAGAAAACACGUCAAUAAACACUAACUUCCAUAAAA
Molecule: messenger RNA, 3782 nt
Organism: Bufo gargarizans (Asiatic toad)
Lineage: Eukaryota; Metazoa; Chordata; Amphibia; Anura; Bufonidae
Gene: APLP2
Product: amyloid beta precursor like protein 2
Exons: 18
Coding region: 63-2342 (759 amino acids)
Biological process (GO): axonogenesis; central nervous system development
Cellular component (GO): membrane
Molecular function (GO): serine-type endopeptidase inhibitor activity; transition metal ion binding; heparin binding
Source: RefSeq, a predicted model, not a curated record